CAACUGAAUAAAUCGGAUAGCUAAGCUAAGCUAUCGUCUUAAAUUUUCUUGGCUGUUGUUAAUUCUAUCUAAUUCAUCUACUAUCACAAUAUCUAGUAUAAUUACACGGAUCUAGAUUUAUAUCUAUAAUCAUAAGCACGCCAAUUUUAUCUUAACUAAACGUUAUUUUUAUGACUUUAUCACGGUGAUGCAGUAAAAUGGAAAAUUAUUUAAAAGGAGAAUCCCAUGCAGUCUAUGAUCCUCCAAGUUUAUCUAUGGAUGGUGCAAUAGAGAUGAAAGUUACAAAUGGAAGUAAAAUUCGUAACCUAAUGGGCUAUGCCAUGUCCUCUAUAGCUGACAACAAUGUGCGCCAUAUAACCUGGAAUGGAACUGGUAAUGCUAUCAGUAAAACUAUUUCCUGUGCAGAAAUUAUGAAAAGAAAAAUAAAGGGGUUACAUCAAAUAACACAAAUAGGAUUUCUCAGAGUGGAAGAUUUUUGGAAACCUACAGUGGAAGGCUUAGAUACUUUGAAAGUCAACACAAAUAUACCUGCAAUAUCCAUACUUUUGUCAAAAGAUCCUUUAGAUACUAAUAAUCCAAGUUAUCAAGCUCCUGGUGCUACCGAUGUUAUGUGGGCAGGGAAAACUAUCACUCCCCGGGAAAGAAGUUCCAAGAACUCAGCUGCUGUUAAGGAAUUAAAAGCUGCUGCUUCAAAGCCAAAAAGAUCCAGAACAAUGGGAAAGGAUGGUAGUAAAGCUAAGAAAGCACAUUCAGUAAAAAAGACAGAAGAAAAAACCUCAAAAGCAACAGGCUGAUUUUUAGACUUUGUUUUAUUUAUAGUAUCAAUAAAUUGUGCAUUUAUUUUUAUGUAUAUAAAACAUGUUACAUGUUGAGAGUAUGACUGGUUCAUGUAAAAUAAAAAGAAAGCUGCUUAUCUUUGCAUGUAUUGUGUUUGUUUGAACAUUAGAAACAUUUGAUAGUAGUAAUCAAAAGCAUCUGUUUCUGGCAAAUGUGGUUUUGCAAAAAUAAGUUUAUUUAGCUAAUCAAGCAAAGCUAAUGCUUAUGCUAUGAGAUCAUAUCUCACAUACGAAUGCCUUUGUAAUGUCAAUGGAGUACUGAAAGUAAAAAAUUUAUUCAUCUUUAUGAAAAUUCCAACUUAAUUUUUGGUUACUUUAAAUGGUUUCAACAGUAUUACUAUCCAUAAAUGAUGUCACAUUGC
This is a messenger RNA of Physella acuta, 1198 nucleotides long. RefSeq names its product ribonuclease P protein subunit p25-like protein. Gene Ontology annotation, molecular function: RNA binding. NCBI's taxonomy places the organism in Eukaryota, Metazoa, Mollusca, Gastropoda, Physidae. Gene Ontology annotation, biological process: tRNA 5'-leader removal. Gene Ontology annotation, cellular component: ribonuclease MRP complex. The record is from RefSeq and is a predicted model, not a curated record.